Clavispora lusitaniae ATCC 42720 is the source of this 1062-nucleotide messenger RNA. RefSeq names its product Nem1-Spo7 phosphatase catalytic subunit. The record is from RefSeq and is a predicted model, not a curated record. Lineage: Eukaryota; Fungi; Ascomycota; Pichiomycetes; Serinales; Metschnikowiaceae. Gene Ontology annotation, molecular function: phosphoprotein phosphatase activity.
AUGAACUCGCUCAAGAAAUUGGUGGUUUCUCUCGAGCCCUUCUACUCUGGCCCAGAGCUCGGCCCCUUGAAGGAGACAGAAAUCGAAGAUCUCGACACCGACGGCCAUGACAGGAAAAUGGCAAGUGACGAUGGAAAACCGCAAGAAAAGCCGUCGCUGCCGCCCUCGCCCCAAGAGCCGGGCCUUGUAUAUACGCUUAUCAUGAAGCCUGUUCUUCUAAUGUGGUUGCUUGUGACGUUCCCCCUCACGUACUUUUUCGGGCUGGCGCACCCGCCGCCGCCCGAGGCGGCCGAUGACGAGAAGAGCAGCCUCGCCAAGUCGGGCAUCCGAGAAAAGACCGAGUUGCUCAAGCAAGAGAUCAUCAUGGCCAACCACGUGAAAUCGCCAACGGCGCUGAAAUACAUCAUUCCGCCGCCGCCGCGGCUCUUCCCCCUCUCGCGCAACCCAGAGAAAAAACGCCGGAAAACCCUUGUGUUGGACUUGGACGAAACUUUGAUCCACUCGCUUUCGCGAGGAGCCCCACGAUCCUUGGGCUCGUCCAGUUCGUGCCAUACCAUCGAGUUGAAAGUCAACGACAUUGCCACGCCGUACUAUGUCUACAAGAGACCGUACUGCGACUUCUUCCUCAAAGAAAUCUCCAAGUGGUUCGAGCUCCAGAUCUUCACUGCAUCUGUGCGUGAAUACGCCGAUCCGAUCGUGGACUGGCUUGAAAACGACCUUAUCGACUACAAAAACACCGGUGGCGGCGAGCCGCAGCGUAUCUUCACCAAGAGAUAUUAUCGGCACGACUGCACGUAUCGCCAAGGCGUGGGCUACAUCAAGGACUUGUCCAAGUUUUUCUCCAAGGACGACGACUUGAAAAACGUCAUUAUUCUCGACAAUUCGCCCGUGAGCUAUGCUUUCCACGAGAACAAUGCUGUGAUGAUUGAAGGUUGGAUCAACGACCAGAGCGACAGAGACUUGUUGAACCUUCUCCCUAUGUUGACGGCUUUGAGUCUCUGCAUUGACGUGCGGUUUAUCUUGGGGCUUCGCAGCGGCGAGAAACUAUUUGAAAAUUCAUAG